Pocillopora verrucosa is the source of this 7097-nucleotide messenger RNA. Its product is annotated as phosphatidylinositol phosphatase PTPRQ. Gene Ontology annotation, molecular function: protein binding. The record is from RefSeq and is a predicted model, not a curated record. Lineage: Eukaryota; Metazoa; Cnidaria; Anthozoa; Scleractinia; Pocilloporidae. Gene Ontology annotation, biological process: cell-cell adhesion.
UUUGCGCAUAAAUGUUCUCGCAACGAAUUGCCGGACCAGUGCAGAUGGAUUGAGGAUGUCUGUUCCUCAAAUGGUGAAACAGAUUUUAUGUCUGGUCCUUUGUUUGAGUUUGGUCCGGGAGCAAAAGUCCUUACUCUGCGAAUAUGAAGCUACAGCACCAUCCAACCUCAAUGACUCUCUGGCGAAGUUUCUUCCUUAUCCUGACCUUCGUCUCUCUGGUCACCACAAAAUAUCUUUUCAGCAGUUGUCUGUCGGGGAGUGUGCGCAGCUAUGUCUUCAAGUGGCUCGACAAAAUAUCUACAACUGUAGUUCCUUUGAACACAUAACAGCUACACGUGAUUGUCUUUUGAUGAAGCUCUCCUGUAAAGAUCGUGAACUGCUGAUCGAUAACUCAAGAUCCUUUUAUCAACUGAAAGGCCCAAAUGAGACAAUGUCCUGUAUAGCGGUUCUCUCCUCGACUUCUUUGUCUACAAGCUUCAUUCGACCAUCCACAGCUUCUCAAAUCGCGUCUCUUACCAGCACAGUAGCGACUUUUCAGGAUACACCUAAGUUAAAGAAUGGAAGCAAUAAUCUAUAUUUUCAAGUAAAGCUGCUACUGAAAAAUGAGUCUUGGAGAGUUUCUUAUGAAAACAGAAGCAGUGAUAUGUUCAUGGACAUAUCUUCUACCGUGAAGCAAAACGUCUUGCUAACUUUGGGCAAUGCUUCUUCCAUUCUGCAAGUAUUAGUUCUUCAACUAAGGAAUUCAAGUGGCCUGGUUUCCGCAGAUAUUCGUCUAACGUUUUCAGAGCAGUUCCACAUCCGUCAUACGAACUAUUUUUACAGUUUCCUCUCCGAAAAUGAACGCUUAGGGUCAAUGCCAAUAAGUGUCAUCAAUGAUACAAUUCCGGGAAAGCCGCCCAGGAAAAUAAACGUCACCGUAGGAGGGUCAACGGUGCUUCAUGUCUCAUGGUCAUCUGAGAGAACACAACAGAUGAUAGAGAACUGGGGACUAAGGGUCAUUUACAAAGCCGCUGAUAACAUUACACGCUCUGUCAUAGUGAAUGAUAACCAAUCAGAAGUUAAAAUAUCAAAACUACAACCUGGUACCACGUACACAAUUUGGACCGUACGCGUGACUUCAAAAGGGUUCGGGCUUCCCUCUAAAGCCCGCAAUAUCACCACACCACAUCAAGCUCCACAGGAUAUCAUCAUACAUUUCAGAGUGUUACUGAUAAAUGUGUCAUGGGAAGCUCAGCUUGGAAACAAGAGUAGCGAAACUUUUAGGAAUUUGUCAUCCGUCAUAGAAAACAGCGUUAGAGUCUCACAUCAAAAUGAUUCAUUCUAUAACAACGUUUCAAGUGUAUUAUUCAGCAACUACAGUGGUGAGACUAUGGUUUCCAUCGAGGCCCUUUACGAUCCAAACAGCAAAAUGAGGGACUUUCACACCAUAUAUGAGGCCCUCUACAUUGAGCAAAGGCUGCUGAACCUGCAAAUAGAAGUGAUUGAUGACAACAUUCCAGGAAAGCCACCCCAAAAUGUCACUUCAAAACCGCUAAGUCCGUCAGCCAUCAGCGUUACCUGGGAAAUUCCUCGAUCGAACCACUGUGAGGUUUUCCCACUUCAAGGAUUUCGUAUUUUCUAUUCUUUACAAACAAAUUUGACUAAUAUUCGAUUCGUGGACGUGAAAAGCCCUUCAAAUCAUAUCGUCAUACAAAAUCUGGAAAAUUUUGAAAAUUACUUGCUAUGGGUACAGACAAUAACUCCACGAGGCCUUGGGCCGAAAAGCACAGCAGGGUUAACGAGGACGUUAGAAAAAGUUGUUCCUAUCAACGCAUCAGUACGGCUGAUUAACAAGGAAUGGACAGAUGAGUUGUUAAAUUCAACAUCGAUCUUCUUCAUGAAUCUAACAAAGCAGUUACAAACUCAGGUGGCAGGUCUUUAUCCAAAUGAAAUACAUCUGCGAGAUAUAGUCAUUCAUCGCUUCAGGAAUUACAGUGGUGAAGUCGUGGUUGAUAUAGUAAUUACCUUUGGUCAACAAGUGGAAAUGGAACAGUUUAUAACUCUUUACCAGGCACUCUACAGAAACGGCUCAGUUGGGGACUUAUCAGUGCACCCUAUAUGGGACAAUAUUCCAGGAAAACCUCCAGAAAACGUACUAGCUCUUGCCUCAAGUACAACAAGCAUUCGAGUGAAAUGGAACAGGGUCCCACGUGACUCCGAUAUCAUACAGUUUAAGGUUUAUUACGAAACAGCAAACAGUCAAAAUGAAACCACCUCAAUGAUUAACGUCAACGUAACAGAAGACAGCGUGGAGAUUGGAAGACUCAAAAAGUUCGUCAACUAUACCGUCUGGGUGAGAAGUGUUUCAAGACAAGGUCUUGGUGUCUCCAGCCUUCCGAUCUACGUCAGAACAUUGGAAGAUGUUGUCCCAAUCAACUUGACAGUUCGUUUCACCAGCAUGAAAUGGAAUGUAAAUCUUUCCAAUCCAGAGAGUGAUAACUUCAACAACCUGUCUAAAAUAAUACGAGAAAGUGUAUUUGUAUUGUAUGGCCAGGAGUCGAGCUAUCUACGAGAUGUGCAAUGUCAUCGGUUUACAAAUGGAAGUGUCUUGGCAGAUAUGACUAUCGUUUAUGGUCAAAAUGUGGGACCCCAACAGUUUGGUAUUAUUUACAAAGCAUUGUAUCAAGAUGGAGGAAUAGGAAACUUGUCCGUUCAACCGGUCAGCGACAAUGUGCCUGGUAAACCGCCAACCAACGUUACCGCCAAAUCUAAAACCUCCACCGCCAUCGAAGUCACUUGGCUAUGUAUCGACUGUCAACAACACAACUUCACUGUAGGAUUUCUUGUAUCCUAUAAACCUAAUAGCAAUAACCAGACAGUAGGUCGAUCUGUGAACAGGACUGUAAGAGAGCUCUUGAUAACUGGGCUGAAGAAGUACACAAACUACACGAUAUACGUGACCAGUAUAACGAUCUGGGGACAGGGUUUAUCGAAUGAACGACUGUCUAUACGAACACAAGAAGAUGUGCCCAGUCUUGCUCCAACAAAUCUUCGCGCGCAUAACACAAGCUCGACAAGCCUUCAAGUAGCCUGGGAACCACUUCCUGUCAGUCAAGUCAAUGGCAUUUUGUUGGGUUACAAAGUGACUUACAAGAAACACGAGGUAAUACACGCCUUAGAGCAAAGCGUGAACGCGACGGUCAAUUUCACCAUACUCAUUAGAUUGGAAAAGUUCACAGUUUAUGAUGUAAAUGUUUCGGCGUUUACUCGUGUUGGGAACGGACCAGAAGCCAAUGUGACGGUAUCGACAGAUCAGGACGUUCCCAGUCUUCCACCAACCAACCUUGCAGCAUAUAACACAAGCUCGACGAGUUUGAUGGUGACCUGGAAUCCCGUUCCACAGGGAUUCACUCACGGGAUUGUUCUGGGAUACAUGGUGUUGUACAAGAGAGAGAGAGAUGUAAAUGAGAGUUACUCAAAUAUAACAAGCGUGGUAACCUCUGCACAGCUCACCAAUCUUGACAAAUUUACGAUGUACAGUAUCAAAGUUUUGGCGUUUACAAUCAAAGGAAAUGGAGCGAUGACAAAUUACACUUAUGAGAGAACACAUGAGGAUGUUCCCAGUCUACCACCCGAACAACUUGCAGCUCAAAAUACCAGUUCAACCAGUUUAUCGGUCACGUGGUUACCUAUACCUAACGGAUUCGUGCAUGGCAUCCUACGGGGUUAUCGUGUGCUGUUUAAAACAGAUCAGGAAAUUUCUUACCGCAAUGUGACAACAGGCAAUCAAAGCUUUGAGUUGACAGGCCUUGAGAAGUUCACUAAUUACACUGUUAAGGUUUUGGCGUUUACUAGCAUUGGUGAUGGAAAUAAAUCUGACCCUGUCAUCGUGCCGACUGAUGAAGAUGUUCCAAGUCUUCCGCCUCAAAACGUGAGCUCUUUCAACACAAGCUCGACUAGUAUCCGUGUAAGCUGGCAUGAGGUGCUCCAUGGCUUUGUCCACGGCAUUCUACUCGGUUACCGCGUUCUGUACAAAGAAGCUAAUGGAUCAAAGAAUCAAAGCGUUGUUUCAAUCUCAGCAAAUGUGAAAUCAAAGGAAUUGCAAGGAUUAGAAAAAUUCACCAUCUAUGAAAUUUCAGUCUUAGCAUUUACAAGAAUUGGAGACGGAAUCAACUCUACUGCACUAUUCGUCUCAACAGACGAGGACAUACCCAGUCUACCCCCAUCUAAAGUGACAGCGCACAAUACCAGCUCUACCAGCCUUCUGAUGACCUGGGGUGAGGUACCAAAGGGAUUUAUUCAUGGAAUUCUCCGGGGGUACCGAGUCUUCCACAGGAGGACUGAUGAUGAGGAAAGCUACUAUCUUAACUCCACCACAGAGCCAACCGAGCGUAAACUUCACAUCACAGGCUUGAAAAAGUUCACGGAAUAUUCAGUGAAAGUGUUGGCUUUCACAAUAAAGGGCGACGGAGAAGUGUCCAAUAACAUUUCUGUUAUGACAGAUGAAGAUGUUCCCAGCUCUCCUCCUCAAAGUGUCCGCUCAUUCAACACAAGCUCUACAAGUGUGAACGUGACGUGGCUGGAGGUUCCCACCGGAUUUGUUCACGGUAUAUUACUGGGUUACAGAGUAUUCUACAGUAUAACCCAACACCAACCUACAAGUGUUCCUUACACCAUUGUGUCUGCCAACAAACUGUCCAAGGAACUAACGAUGUUGAAAAAGUUUACUAACUACACGAUACAAUUGGCUGCCUAUACCAGGAUUGGAGACGGAACAAAGUCACCGUCAUUCAUAGUUUCUACUGAUGAAGAUGUUCCCAGUCGUCCUCCUCAAUAUCUCUGGGCAAACAAUAUCAGUUCAACAGCUCUAAAUAUCACGUGGAACCCAGUACCAACAGGAUUUGUUCACGGCAUAUUACGAGGUUACCGAGUACUAUAUAAAGAAACGAACAAGCCUUCAGCACCGUUUACAAAGAUCACUGUUCCUCCCAGGGUCAGAAACAUAGAAAUAAAAGAUCUUAAGAAAUUUACUAACUACAGCAUAAUGGUCCUUGCAUUCACCAUAAAAGGAGAUGGUGCUCAGUCUCCAACGAUCAAAGUUUCAACAGACGAAGACAUUCCAAGCGAGACGCCACAAAACGUUUACGCCAGGGAUGAGGCGAGCGCCACAAAAAUCUACGUGUCAUGGCAAAGUCCACCCGUGCCCUCCCUACACGGUAUUCUUCGUGGCUACUUUAUAUGGUAUAGCAUCAUUAGACUUGGCAUUAAUGAUAAAACACCAGUUUUUCCAAAUGACUACGUCAAGAAGCAAUUAUCAGCGUCUUCGAACGACGACGUACUUAUUGAUCUAGAGAGCUACGCUAAAUAUGACAUAAAAAUCGCAGCUUUUACUAGCAAAGGACAUGGACCCACUAAAGACAUAACCACAAGAACCUGCAGAUGUCGCUCUUCCAUUCCAACAAACUGGUGGAACAAUCCUCCAUACGUAAGCUCUCAACCUAACAGCAACAGCAGUAAGGAUAGUGGCAUUAUACCAACCAUCUUGGAGCAAAUAGUAACUCACUGCUGCCAAACCUGCGCUGAGUUUGGUUCCACGACAGUUGACUUCACCACUGAUGCGGACGGGUUAGAGGCCAAGAAAUAUGGCGUCAUAGAGGUCAAGGACGCUAUCAGCACCAAGACGAUGAUUUCUUUUGGGAUUGCUGGAGUGAUGCCACAGGAGAUCUACCAUAGUCCGGAUGGCAAUGCCGAGUAUAUACCAAUUAUGGAGACACCAGGCGUGGCGUUUAUCAUUGCUGAAAGAAGAGAUAUUCACAAGGAAGUCCUACUCGCGAUCCUCAGCUGCUGGCCUGCUGUAGUUAUUGCCUGUUUUAUGACAUACCUCGCUGGAAUCGUGGUGUGGGCUUUGGACAUGAACUGGAAUCAUGUUGACUUCCCCAAAUCUUUCUUAGCGGGAUCACUGGAAGGAUUCUGGUGGUCGUUUGUUACUAUGACAACAGUUGGGUACGGUGAUAGAAUUCCAAAGUCCAUUCCCGCGCGGUCAUUUGCCUUUUUGUGGACUUGGACUGGUAUCGCCACAAUAGCUGUUGUUACAAGCAGCAUUACAGCUUCUUUAAUGAGUAUGGUGUUCCGGUCAGAAAAGAUGCUAUAUGGAACAAAGUUGGCCGCCAUUUCUAACUCCACUGAAUACAAGCUGGGACUCAGACGAAAUGCCAUAUUAGACACAGACCGAUCAUACGGGAACUUGUAUGAUAUUUAUGACGACCUUGAAAAUAACCGGGUACAUGCAGCACUUUUGGAUUCGUACUCGACAGCGAGUGAGAGCAAGUUGUUCAGCAAGGACUGGAUCCGAGUGAUAGAGAUUAUACCCGUCAGAUACGAAUCUGCUAAUGGCCUGGUACUGACCGGAGAUGCCACUAGAUUGGCGCGCUGUUUUCGGCGCUACGUGAGAUCGGAAACAGACAGCAUUCAUAGAAUUAUACAGAAAAAAGUUGGAUCAAUUGAGGCAGGUGAUGUUCCUUUCGCCGUGAAGACAUCUUCAGAGUUGCUGACGGAAGAGUCUUACGUGUAUGUCAAUACAGUCAUCAUCCUCGGUGCAUCCUUAGGUGUCUUCACUCUAUGUGGUCUCUUGUGGCAUUAUUGCUUCUACAAGAGGACGCUACCACCAAAGUCUUCUGAGUCAGCCGAAGACACAGUGGUAAUCGACGGGUCAGGAGAAUCACCAAUAACUCGUCAAGAUAUAAUGGAGCAGCUAAAACAAGAUAUCGCCGAGUUUUAUGCAUCCUUUCGACGAAGGUAUCUUGCUUUACGAAGAAAACAUAUCAAACAGAUCAGGGAGUUCAGAAGAGAGAACGGUGGUAAUCUAGACACAGUCACAGAGUUCAGGAGACUGACGGAGUUAACGGCAAGUCGAAGAGGAAAUUACAUGGUGACAAGAGACGCAGAUAUCAACUCGAUAUUUGAAGGACUGGACAUGACAAUAUUCGACAAAAGAGGCAGUAAACGAUGGUGAAUUGACACUAACGAGUCAACCGUCCUAUGCAGAUGUACGCUGAAAAACGAAGAUACCAGCGAUUGAUAUUCUUGAGUAAUAGAAUUAAAGCAAAUACUUAAAAACA